Messenger RNA from Striga asiatica, 594 nucleotides. Lineage: Eukaryota; Viridiplantae; Streptophyta; Magnoliopsida; Lamiales; Orobanchaceae. The record is from the annotation of a GenBank genome assembly.
AUGUCGCCAGCGUGGCCUCUGCUUGUCGACGAUGCUGAGGUGGCCGAGGACGGCAGUUUCGCGACAUUUGGGAGCGGUGGACAAUGGACAUGGUCUGCAGAAAGAGCGGACUGCCGCCGGCGGAGGAGAUUCGAUGGAACUCGACUUCGGCGAUGGCGUCAAUUGGAUAGAGCGGACGAGUCGGACGUUGAGGCGAGGGCAGUGGAGCUCCGAACGCCGGACCGCAGGUCGCGGUGGUCGGCGGCACCGAAGAAGCUCCAGAAGGUAAUGACCGACAGGGCCAGGCUGGUGUACUAUAUGAGCUUCUAUUUCCCGGCGGUGGGGCGAUUGGCGGAGGGCAGAGGGCGGAGGGGGAGGGCCGAGGGUCAUUUUCUCUCGCUGCCGUCUGGCAUCACCGUCAGUGUCGCCGGCGGAUAUGCGUCGGCGUCUACCCUCCCAGACGACUCUCUUCGGCCCUGCACCGCGCCAUUCAACUUCUCCAUCUCCGACGACGGAAAUUCGCCGACUUCCGCCCUCCCAACCGCACCCAAAUUUGCCAACCGGCUCGCCGCGACCGUUAUUCGCCAGGGUGUGGACCGACUCCAGCCGUGCUAA